Messenger RNA from Camelus dromedarius (Arabian camel), 3392 nucleotides. It is a transcript of the gene PARP10, whose product is annotated as poly(ADP-ribose) polymerase family member 10. Gene Ontology annotation, molecular function: transcription corepressor activity; NAD+ poly-ADP-ribosyltransferase activity; NAD+-protein mono-ADP-ribosyltransferase activity. The record is from RefSeq and is a predicted model, not a curated record. NCBI's taxonomy places the organism in Eukaryota, Metazoa, Chordata, Mammalia, Artiodactyla, Camelidae. Bases 16 to 3195 code for a protein of 1059 amino acids. Gene Ontology annotation, cellular component: nucleus; cytoplasm. The transcript has 12 exons. Gene Ontology annotation, biological process: protein poly-ADP-ribosylation; negative regulation of gene expression.
CGACGACAACGCAGGAUGGGACGGCUGGGCAGGUGCAUGAAUCAGAGAGAGAGCCACCGGGAAGGGAGUGCAGGAGGUGGAGGAAGGCUGUGCUGUGAUGUUGAGAGAGCGAGGAAGCUGCUUGCCCUCCGUGCUCAUGAGGCCUUCUGCUUCAGGGCCGGCGAGGGAGUCCUGGCUGACGGCGGCCCAGGUAGUGGGGGAGUGGCUGUGAUGGGGGAGGCAGAAGCGGACGUGGGGGCAGCAGUGGAACUCAGCGGGCUGCCCCCUGACAUCCCGGACGAGCUGCUCACACUUUACUUCGAGAAUCGCCGAGGCUCUGGGGGAGGACCUGUGUUGAGUUGGCAAAGACUUGGCCUCGGGGGCAUACUCACCUUUCGGGAGCCUGCAGACGCAGCAAGGGUCUUGGCCCAGGAGGCACACGUGCUUCAAGGUGCUCGACUGAGCCUGCGGCCGGCCCCACCACGCGCCCCGACACGCCUGCUGCUCCAAGGGCUGUCUCCUGGCACUGCACCCCAGCACCUGGAGCAGUAUGUGCAAGCCCUUCUUUGUGCCACAGGGCACCUGGAGCAGCCCUGCCACAGCCUGGCUAGUCCCCGACCAGACCGGGCCCUGGUCCAGCUACCUGUGCCCCUUUCUGAGGCAGAAGUCUGUGUCCUGAAGGAGCGGGCCCGGGCCCUGGACCUGGAUGGGGCGGAGGUGUCCCUGGCCUGGGUGCCCUGGGCCCGAGCCGUGCGUGUAGUGGAGAGCAGCCCCCCUGCAGACCUGCUGCUGCUGGAGCUGUACCUGGAGAAUGAGCGCCGCAGUGGAGGCGGGGCCCUGGAAGGCGUGCGCAGCCUGCCUGGGGGCCUGGGCACCGUCGUCUCCUUCCAGCAAUGGCAGGCGGCUGAACGGGUGCUGCAGCAGGACCACUGGCUGCAGGGCUCCGAGCUGAGCCUCGUGCCCCACUACGAUGUCCUGGAGCCUGAGGAGCUUGCCAAAGACAUCAGUGGAGGGAACCACCUAGCCAUGCUGGGGCCUGGGGCCACCGAGCAUGCUCUCCUGGAGGCUGGAGGGCCAGUGAGGGCACAGAAUUGUGCAGGGGACAUGACACCGGGCUCUGAGGAGGCACCAGGGCGAUCGGGAACCUCUCUGAGGGCAGGUCCUCUCCAGGACAGGUCCUCUCUGGGACAAGCCGGGCCAGUCAGCCUGGAGCCCAUGGGGUAUUCAGAACAGGAGGGGCCCCAGGUGAGCCUGGGGACUGUGGGGUCUCCAGAGCAGGCAGGGCUAGUGAGCCCGGGGCCUAUGGGGUCUCCAGGCCCACUGGAGAUUGCCAUGGGGUCUCCAGGGCAGAUGGGGUCGGGGAGCCUGGGGCCUGUGGGGUCGCCAGGGCAGGAGGGCCUGGUGGAGACGGUGCUGCUGAUGGAGCCGGGAGCGGUGCGCUUCAUGCAGCUCUACCACGAGGACCUUCUUGCUGGCCUGGGAGACGUUGCCCUCUUCCCACUUGAGGGACCAGAUAUGAUUGGAUUUCGGCUCUGUGGAGCCCUGGCACCGUGCCAGGCAGCCGAGGAGUUUCUGCAAAGUCUGCUGGGCAGCAUUAGCUGUCACGUACUGAGCCUGAAGCACCCAGGCAGCGCCAGGUUCCUGCUGAGCCCAGAGGGGCAGAGCCUUCUUCAGGGGCUGGAGGCUCAGUUCCAGUGUGUCUUUGGGACAGAGCGUCUGAACAGGGCCGCCCUGGACACAGACCCUGGAGAGGCGGACCUCGCUGAGACCCUCCAGGCCCUCCCUGGCCACUCCCACACCCUGUGGCCUCCAGACAAUAUGGACAGUGACCAGGAGAACGUGAGCCUGGAGGAGGUCCAAGAGCUGCUGGCCACCCUGGAGGGCCUGGACGGGGAAGACUGGCUGCCGCUUGAGCUGGGAGAGAAGGAGUCUGAGGGGCAGCUGGAGGAAGCGACUCCCAGGGCUGGGGAGGGGCCCGUGGCCCCCAGCACUGGGGUGCCUGAGUUGCUGGAAGAGGAGGAAGAAGUGACUCCCAGGGCCGAGGAGGGGCCCGUGGCCCCCAGCACUGGGGCAUCUGGGCGGCUGGAGGAGGAGGCUGCCCUGCAGCUGGCUCUUUACCGGUCACUGGAGCCACGAGGCCAGGUGGCUGAGCAGGAGGAGGCUGUCGCACUGCAGCGAGCCCUGGCCCUCUCCUUGUUGGAGCUACCCACCUUGGAGAAAGAAGAGGAGCUCCUGGAUUCAGACUCUGGCGGCUGGGCCCAGCUGGUGGUGCAUGCAGCCUUUGAGCAGGAUAUGGAUGAGCUGAACCGAGCACUAGAGGCUGCCUUGGAGGGGCACCUCUGGGAGGAGACAGUGGGGCCCCAGGACUGUGUGCUGCCCGCAGAGCUGUGUGCCCGCUUGGAGCGGUGCCACGGCGUGAGUGUUGCCUGUCGCGGUGACUGCACCGUCCUCCGUGGCUUUGCGGCCCAGCCCACCCGUGCGGCCCGCCACUUAGCAGCACUGCUGGCUGGCCCCCAGGAUCAGAGUUUGAGCUCUCUCUUGGUGGCUUCGGGGCCCCCUCUGCCACAACAGAGGCUGAGGGAGUCCUUGGGCAGGCUGGAGUGUCUGGCUGAGAGCAGCAGCGAAUUCCAGAUGGUGGUACAAGCCUUCUACGACACCUUGGACGCACCCCCUGGCAGGAUCCGCAUUGUCCGGGUGGAGCGCGUGCUGCACCCGCUGCUGCAGCAGCAGUACGAGCUGCAUCGGGAGCGCCUGGAGCAGUGCUGCGACCGGCGCCCAGUCGAGCAGGUCCUGUACCACGGCACAUCCGCGCCCACCGUCCCUGACAUCUGCGCACACGGCUUCAACCGCAGCUUCUGCGGCCGCAACGGCACGCUCUACGGACAGGGCGUGUAUUUUGCCAAGCGCGCCUCCCUGUCGGUGCAGGACCGCUACUCGCCCCCCAACGCUGAGGGCCACAAGGCGGUGUUCGUGGCUCGGGUGCUGACGGGCGACUACGGACAGGGCCACCGCGGGCUGCGGGCACCUCCGCUGCGCGCUCCGGGCCACGUGCUCCUGCGCUACGACAGCGCGGUGGACUGCCUCCGCCAGCCGAGCAUCUUCGUCAUCUUUCACGACACCCAGGCGCUGCCCACCCACCUCAUCACAUGCAAGCACAUGUCCUGGUCUCCCACUGGAGAGCCCGCUAGGCACUUGGGCGACUCCCCAGCCACCUAACCCCGGAGACCCUCCCCUCGGCGCAGCCUCCGGCCUCCUCCUCCCCAGGCUCGGCUCUGCACCGCCCUCUCGCCCCCUCCAUUGCCUGGGGACAUCCCUGUGUCCUGCUGUGGUGCCUGUACGGGCGGUCGGACCAGGAGGUUUGGGGCUGUGAUCCCCCCGGGGCCAGGUCCCUGCGUUGGCCGGCCCAACUACCA